AUGGCGACAAACUUUGACUUAAACGAUUUAACUGUAGAACAACUUAUGGCCCUCAGCGAGAUAGUUGAUGAUAGUGAUAGUAGCGACAUUGAUGACAAAGUUGAGGAAAUAUUUACGGAUGAGUUCUAUCGAGUUGCACCUAAGGAUAAGGGCAAAGAUCCCUUUGAAGGACAAAGACAAUUCAUAGACGAAGGCGACCGUUCUACGGAUCCUAAGAAACCGAGACGACUCCCACUUAACUAUAAACGUAAAAGAGGAAUUAUGCCGACAUGGAAGUAUUCCGACAGACAAAAGGCUAAGGCCCUACUUGUUGAGGAGGCAUACCAGAAUUUACUAAGUAGGGGAGUUGAAGGUCUACCACCAACAAUGGGAGGGAGAUGGCGAACAGAUGAUCCACAGGUAAACGCCGAAAUUAAGAGGCUUGAAAAUGAGAGGAACCCCAAGCGUCCCAGAGGAAGGCCACCAAAGCCUAAGUCUGAUGCUGAAGUAAAGGUCCCAAGAGGUAGACCAACAAAACCUAAGACUGACGACAAAGUUGUGAUUCCAAAGAAGCGUGGAAGACCACCGAAGCCUAAGUCUGACACUGAAGUUAAGGUCCCAAAGAAGCGUGGAAGACCACUAAAACCUGAGGUAGUUGAAACACCAAAACCUAAGGUUAAAAGACAAACCGUCGCUGAAAGAUUCCUAAGUCAAAACAGGAUUAAACUUUCAGUUCCUGCAAAUAGUGUUAUUACUCCAACAGGUCCAGGUAAGUUCACAAUCCAAGUGGAUCUUAACAAGAAACCCACAAGGAAAGCUCCUGAAGUACCAAAGGGUGUGGCUCCCUGGAAACCAACACCUAAACCUAGGGAAAGGCCAGUUCCUAAGCCAAGGAUCGUACUUCCUAAGGAAAAACCCGUUCCUAAGCCAAGAACUGUACUUCCUAGGGAAAGACCUGUUCCCAAACCAAGAACCCUAAAACCAGUGCCUCCUCCAAAGUUACGAAAGCCCGUAAAAGUGUUUAAGGAAGUUAAAGAACAGCCUGCAGUGGUCACACCUAAGGAACACGAAAUAGAUCCAUUUGGAACAUAUCUCGAAAAGCCAUUCCACAGGAAAAUUGAAACAGCCGCAAACGGAGCAGCUGUGACCUAUUCAAUUACUCCCCAGUAUAUGGAUCCCCUGGACCAGAUGACCGCAAGUAGGCAGGUAGUAAGAGGAAUAUUAGUGAAUGAGCUGAAGAGAAUGGGAGGGUUGAAAUACACUGAGACAAUUAAGGUGAGAAUGUCAAAGGAUAUUGGUAAUGACAAGACAAAGAAAGAUUCAAUAUACUUUAAGUCUAAAACUGGAACCACAACCAACUUUGAGGACAUUGAAAGCACAGCUGCUCAAAAUCAACUGACCAUCCUUGCCAGAAUAGAAACCUUUCAAAACUUAGGUUCAAAUUGGAUUAUUCUGAAUAUUGAAAGCCAUUAUGUAAACAUUGCGAUGUACAAACCUCUAAAGGGUAGUUCAUAUAUGAAAUUACCUGCAGACAUUAGUAAUCCAAAAUGUGGGCUAAUCAAUAUGAAAAACAACGACAACAAAUGUUUCAUGUGGAGUCAUGUGAGACACGUAAGACCGAAAGCCCGAAGAGCAACCACCAUUACACGACAGGAUAUGGAGUUCGCGGAAAACCUAGACUACAGCGGUAUAGACUUCCCUGUGAAGAUAAGCGACAUCGAAAAAAUUGAGAGGAAAAACAGUAUGAGCAUAUCAGUGUUUGGUUAUAGUGGUAAAAAGCAGUUCUAUCCUAUAAGAAACUCUAAGACCAAAUAUGACGAGCAUAUGGAGUUGCUGCUCUUAGGUGACGGUAAUGGUAAUAACCACUAUGUUCUCAUAAAGGAUAUAAACAGAAUGCUCUUCAGUGUAAACGGAAACUCGAACAAAAAACACUUUUGCUUACACUGUCUUCACAGCUGCUCAAGCAAAGAGUCACUCGAAAAACAUAAGGAGACAUGUCUAGAGGUAAAUGGAACUCAAGCCACAAAGCUUCCCAAGGAAGGUUCUAAAAUAAAGUUCAAAAACCAUAGGAACUCAAUGCCUGCUCCAUUUGUUAUAUAUGCUGACUUUGAGUCUAUACUUGUUCCUGAAGAGAGAAAAGUUGAUUCUGAUAACCCUGGGGAUAAAAGCAGCACGGACCUUUACCAGACACAUAAAGCCUGUAGUUUUGGGUUAAAAACAGUCUGCCAUUACGAUGAUAAGUACUCUGGUGAGUAUAUCAGUUACGUUGGAGAGGAUGCCACACAGGUCUUCCUGAAGACUGUAUUGAAAGAGUCAUUCAAGUGUAGAGAUAUGGUUAACCAGAUAUUCAAGAAAAAGAUGGUAAUUUCACCUGAACAGGAAACUGAGUUCUGGAUGACAAGAAACUGUUCAAUAUGUGGUAACGACCUUGGAGAUGACAGAGUGAGAGACCACGAUCACGUAACAGGAAUGUACCGUGGAGCUGCUCACAAUAUAUGCAACUUAAAAUAUAGAAUUACAUGGAAAGUGCCUGUGGUCUUCCACAAUCUUAGAGGCUAUGAUAGUCAUCUAAUUAUGCAAGAGAUUGGUAAGUUUAAGAUGAACAUUAACGUGAUCCCAAAUAAUAUGGAAAAAUAUAUUUCCUUCUCUCUUGGUAAAAAUAUUGUGUUCAUUGACUCUAUACAGUUUAUGGCUUCUUCACUAGAAGCACUUGUGAGUAACCUUUCACCUGAGGACUUCAAGAUAGUAGGUAAGAGGUGGAAGGGUGAGGACUUCAACUUAGUGACACAGAAAGGAGUCUUUCCAUAUGAAUUCCUAGAUGACAUUAGUAAGCUAGACUCAGAGGGUCUUCCAAGUAGAGAUAAGUUUUAUUCGUCACUGUAUGAGUCAGAGGUGAAGGAAGAGGAUUACCAAAGAGCUCUAAAAGUAUGGGAUCACUUUAAGAUGAAGACCAUGAGAGACUACCACGAUCUCUACCUAGAGACUGACGUUCUACUACUUGCUGAUGUAUUUGAAAACUUUAGGCGAACCUGCCUGGAAAAUUAUAAGCUAGACCCUGCACAUUACAUGUCAGCACCUGGUCUAAGUUGGGACGCCUUCCUGAAACAGUCAGGUGAGGAAAUAGAGCUUGUAAGUGAUAUGGACAUGUUCCAGUUCUUUGAGAAGGGAAUGAGAGGAGGUGUAAGUCACAUUGCUCAUAGAUACUCAACAGCUAAUAAUAAGUACAUGGAAACGUAUGAUGAGACGUCUGAAAACAAGUACCUUAUGUACCUCGACGCCAACAAUUUAUAUGGUUGGGCAAUGUCACAACCACUGCCUAAUGGAGAGUUUGAGUGGGUCGAGGAAUUUGAUGGUAUAAAUCUUGAUGACUACCUGGGAGACAGCGAAAGAGGUAUGGUUUUAGAGGUUGACAUGGAAUAUCCAAAAGAACUUCACAACCUACAUAACGGUUAUCCUCUAGCACCGGAGAGCAAGGAGAUUGAUGCAUCAAUGUUGUCUGAUUAUGCAAAGAGUAUUGCUGAGAAAUUUCAGCUGACAAUUGGAGGAGUAAGAAAACUUGUGAACUCUCUUGGUCCAAGAAAGAACUACGUCUUACAUGUACGUAAUCUUAAACUAUACACAGACCUUGGAAUGAAACUUAUAAAGAUCCACAGAGCUGUCUCAUUCAAACAAACUCCCUGGCUUAAGAACUACAUCGACUUCAAUACAAAGAAAAGAUCAGUUGCUCGGAACACGUUCGAAAAGAACUUCUUCAAAUUAAUGAACAACUCAAUCUAUGGAAAGACAAUGGAAAAUCUUAGGAAAAGAGUUGAUGUAAAAUUAGUGUCAUCAAAAGACGACCUCCUAAAACUGACAGCAUCACCCUGCUUCCAGUCACAUAGAAUCAUGAAUGAGAACUUAAUAGUUGUAAAAAGAACGAAGGAAGUUCUGACUCUAAAUAAACCGUGCUACGUGGGAAUGAGCAUCUUAGACUUGUCAAAGACUUUGAUGUACGAUUUCCACUACAAUACAAUCAAGAAGGAGUACGGUGACGGAGCAAAGUUAUUGUUCACAGAUACUGACAGUCUUAUGUACGAAAUAAAGACAGAUGACGUCUACGAGGACUUCAGGAGGAUCGGCGAAGAGCAAGACUGCUGGGAUAACUCAGAUUACCCAAAAGAUUCUCCGUACUACUCAGCUCAUAAUAAGAAAGUUAUUGGAAAGUUUAAAGACGAAGCUGAGGGAGUACCAAUAAUUGAGUUUGUUGGGUUACGGUCUAAGAUGUACUCUUAUGUAAAGGAAAAUGGUGGAGGUGGAAUGACAGCCAAAGGAGUGAAAAAGUAUGUGAUCAGAAACAAGCUCACCCAUGAGAACUUUAAGAAUGUAAUAAAUACUAAAGGUAGGAUGAGACACAACAUGAACACUAUCAGAAGCGUCAAACAUACAAUAGGAACUUAUGAAAUAAGGAAGGUCACUCUAAGUUGCUUUGACGACAAGAGGUAUAUUCUGGAGGAUGGAGUUACCAGUUAUGCUUACGGUAACAAGAAUAUAAUAAGUAGCAAUUAGAAGACCACGGUGGAGUAGAAAGUAAUAACCUCAAGGGGAAUGCAGACAGGAAGGGCCCCCUGCCCUGUGUUCCCUCAAGGGUGAAACUAAAGAUGCUAAACGAGAGUUCAAAUCCAGAAGUUGGAAAAGAUCGGUGAAAAUCCGAGAGUCCCAGCGACUGGAUAAUAGAAAUAGUAAAUCUUCGUGAAUAGACCAUGGUUAGUAGAAAGUGGUCUAGAAAAUAAAUCAAGAUUUUUGAUGAAGACCAAGAUGAUUGGCUUGCAUUAGAAAAAGUGAUGUAUGAGCCAAUGUCAAAAAGUGGUCUAGAACCCUCAAUCCCUAUACUACUUUCAAGAAUCUGCAAAAAGUCUUUCAAAAGUCCAACUUAAUAUUGUUUGAUGUUAUAUCUGCCAGAGAUGCUGCAAUUGUUAACCUCAGCAUCUUGAAGGAGAUGCCUCUGCUUGGUGGAAAAGAAGAGAAGUACCUGGAAGAGCUUGAAGAUUGUAGUGUUGAAACUGAUGAAAGUUGUGGACGGAGCCAGAGGACGAAUGCAAGAAAUAAAAAUACGUAA
Messenger RNA from Paramuricea clavata, 5074 nucleotides. The record is from the annotation of a GenBank genome assembly. Lineage: Eukaryota; Metazoa; Cnidaria; Anthozoa; Malacalcyonacea; Plexauridae.